AUGAAACUGGGUGAUCUCAUGAAGGCCAGCAACAAUUUCCACAAAGACAAUAUCAUUGGGUCAGGAAGAACUGGAACUAUGUACAAGGCAGUGCUCGACGAUGGCACCCCACUUAUGGUCAAGAGGUUGCAGGAAUCUCAACACUCUGAGAAAGAGUUUCUGUCUGAGAUGGCUACUUUGGGGAAUAUAGAACACCGUAACUUGGUUCCUCUUUUAGGAUUUUGCGUGGCGAAGAAGGAAAGGCUUUUAGUCUAUAAGUACAUGCCUAAUGGUACCCUCCACGAUCAGCUACAUCCUAUGGAUGCUGAUGGUGCGAAGAUUAUGGAGUGGCCAACUAGGCUUAAAAUUGGGAUAGGGGCAGCCAGAGGAUUAGCGUGGCUCCACCAUAACUGCAAUCCUCGAAUUAUCCACCGAAACAUAAGCUCCAAAUGCAUCUUACUGGAUGCAGAUUUCGAGCCGAAAAUAUCUGAAUUUGGCCUUGCUAGGCUCAUGAAUCCAAUUGAUACGCAUUUGAGUACUUUUGUGAAUGGGGAGUUCGGGGAUCUGGGUUAUGUUGCUCCUGAGUAUGCACGAACUCUACUUGCCACUCCAAAGGGGGAUGUUUACAGCUUUGGAACUGUUCUUCUUGAGUUGGUGACUGGUGAGAGAGCUACCCAUAUUGCUAAAGCUCCUGAAGACUUCAAAGGAAAUUUGGUGGAAUGGAUUAUGCAGCUGUCAAGCCAAUCUCAACUCCAGGAUGCGCUCGACAAAUCUUUGGUUGGGAAGGGUGUGAAUGAGGAGCUUUUCCAGUUUCUUAAAGUUGCAUGUAAUUGUGUGGUGCUUACUCCCAAGGAGAGGCCUACUAUGUUUGAAGUAUACCAGCUUCUAAGGGCCAUUGGGGAGAAAUAUAACUUCACAGUCGACGAUGAGAUAAUGAUGCCUACAGACAUCGGUGAUGGUGACGGCAGAGGGGAACUUAUUGUUGCUCGAGAGAUGAAGGAGAUGAACUGA
Molecule: messenger RNA, 990 nt
Organism: Prunus armeniaca (apricot)
Lineage: Eukaryota; Viridiplantae; Streptophyta; Magnoliopsida; Rosales; Rosaceae
Source: the annotation of a GenBank genome assembly